This is a messenger RNA of Morchella sextelata, 498 nucleotides long. RefSeq lists its product as uncharacterized. The record is from RefSeq and is a predicted model, not a curated record. NCBI's taxonomy places the organism in Eukaryota, Fungi, Ascomycota, Pezizomycetes, Pezizales, Morchellaceae. Bases 1 to 498 code for a protein of 165 amino acids. The transcript has a single exon.
AUGUCUACUACUACUACCCCCAUCAUGUCUGCAAAGAGCAAUAAAACCGCCAAACUUCCUGCCAAGCCUCGUGCCAAGCGCACCCCGGCUGCCAAGCCUCCAGCCAAGCGCACACGGGCUACCAAAGCUUCCAAAACCGCCGAGAGUUCUAAAACCGCAGAACUUUCUGCCAAGUCUUCCGAAACCGCCAAGCCUACCGAAAUCGCCGAGCCGGUUCCCAAGCCUUCUGAUUCUGGCACCCCUACCGCCACCGCCAAGCCUAUCGCUAAGCCUCCCGCCAAGCGCACCCGAGCUGCCAAGGCUUCUAAGAGCGUCGAGAGUACUAAAACCGCCGAGCUUCCUGCCGAACCAGCUGCCAAGCAAGCCGAUACCGUCGAGCCAGCUGCCGAGCCUUCUGCUUCUGGUACCCCUGCUGCCAAGCCUUCCGAUACCGCCGAGUCGAUUACCAAGCCUUCCGAUUCAGGCACCCUUGCUGCCAAGCUAUCACGGGGACUAUAG